Molecule: messenger RNA, 303 nt
Organism: Microthlaspi erraticum
Lineage: Eukaryota; Viridiplantae; Streptophyta; Magnoliopsida; Brassicales; Brassicaceae
Source: the annotation of a GenBank genome assembly
AUGGAUCCGCAACACACCGGUGAUCUGUUAACGCACUUGGAGAAGCAGAACGAAUUACUCAAAGAAACGCAGAAGACCAUGACACAAGAACUCCAAAAACUCGAGGUGGAAGAACAGAUGAUGAUGCAUAAACUCUAUGAGCUAAUGACUAAUCACCGUUUAAACAAGAAGAAAAUGGAUGAAACUCAAAAUGUGUUGGAAGGAAACGAAACAUGUGAAGCUUCUUCUGAUAAGCAUGAAACUCUACCUCCUCCAGUAAUCUACACCUAUCACAGAAGGAAGAAGAAGAAUGGUGAUGCAUAA